Doryrhamphus excisus (bluestripe pipefish) is the source of this 585-nucleotide messenger RNA. Lineage: Eukaryota; Metazoa; Chordata; Actinopteri; Syngnathiformes; Syngnathidae. The record is from RefSeq and is a predicted model, not a curated record.
AUGACCCACACCUGUCUGGCUCAUGAUGGACACUGCAGGAUCCUCAUCCUCAUCCUCAUCAUGGCCAGACUGACACACGUGCUCGUCCUCCUCUCCUGCGUGCUCCUCCGCGCGCUGUGCUGUGAUUGGCUGCGACGUUACGGGGCCUUGAGUGACAGGUGUCUGUCUCUGGUGCAGGUCCUGGGCCAUCCCGUGGAGGACCGGGACAGUCCGCUUCCUUUCCCGAGAGGACUUUACAAACUGGCGAGGAAGUCCGAGGUGGCCUGCAAGAUGGCGUUUGUGCGGGACAGUCUGGGACAUAUUCUGGACCUCUACCAGGAAGUGGACGACACCGCCGCCGGCUGGGACGCCGACCGGACCGAGGAGCUCCUGGUGGUCCUGCACAGGCAGAAGGACGAGGUCGCCGGCUGCGUUUCGCCCGGGAACUCCACCUGCUCCUUCGCCGAACCGCUCCAGCGAUACUACCGGACCCUCGCCGCUGCUGCGCUCAACCGCACCGCAGGCAGCAAUGCAUCAUGGGAGUUGGUCCGUGGUGAAAGUAAACUUCAUCUGCAACAGCUCCACUUGCUGGUGGCCGCCAUGUGA